AUGUCGACUGUAGGAGAUGCAGUGAUCAAGGGCGCUGUUGGAGCUGCUGGCUUCCUUGCGAGUGCCUAUACGCUCACAAAGUUCAUCGUAGCAACUCCCGUGGAAACUGCACCACGUGGUGAGGCUGAGCACGAUAUGGACGUUGUAUUGUGUUUCAAUACAAAAGAAUUUGCACAGGAGGCGGUGGAAUUUUUUGUGCAAAUGGUGGAGAAGCAAAGUCAUCUGCUGAUUGUCCCAAAGCCAAAGAACGUACUGGAAAAGCACGAAGAAGUAGACGAGAAACACAAGAAUACUGGACUUGAUGAGAGAUAUUAUUUACUAGGAGGUACACACGCUACCUUGGUGGCUAUUAAGGAAAAGAAGGAGCGUGUAUUGUAUGGUCAAGUCAGCGACGAGUCUACGCCUGAACGCUUUUGUUCUGGAGACAGGAUUGAUCUUCUUCUCUUUGAACUAGGGCGUUUGAAAGUACACCCGUCUUCUUAUCGCCUUACUGAAAGUGAUGAGAUAGAGAAGACAACGGAAAACGAUGUGGUGAACAUACCUGAACCAUUUCAGGACGAGGAGCAUGGAUCACUUUUGCAACAAGCGAUGCAUUCUACGCUAUUGACGGACCACUUUCCAUUGCAUGACGACAAGGAACGGAGUGAGUUGAUUGAAGAGUGGGUGAAAAAGUGGUCAAAGCCGCAACCUAUCAACACUGUGCGAUCGUACUUUGGAGACGAGGUGGGAUUUUAUUUUGGCUUUCUCGGAAUGUACACACAGUGGCUCGUACCAUUGGCAGCAGUCGCUUUAUUGACGUUUGUGAUUGAUUUUUACCCGGGUUGGGCUGCCUAUGGUCGUGGAUUGUAUUCACUCUUGGUAACAAGUUGGGCAACAGCUUUUUUAAAGUUUUGGAAGCGCCGCGAGAGCACGUUACGCCACGAGUGGAGUAUUUCUGCUUCUGAUGCAGUGACCCUGGAACCUACUCGCAUAGAAUUCAUUGGUGUAAAACGAUUUGAUCCGGUUGAAGGGUGCUAUUACACCUACUUUUCGUCCAAGGACCGUGCAAAACGCUAUUUCGUGACGAUAUCAGCGACAAUAGCUGCAAUGGUUGUGGUCACCUUUCUCAUGGUGCUCUAUUGCUGGAUGGAGGAAUGGUUUGCUGUUGCAUUUAUACCUGCUAAAGGGUGGGAUGGUAUCUACGAAUACAUCUAUCUUUUGCCUUCCAUCAUCUACUCAGUCGUGGUGCUUUAUGUGGAUGCAAAGUAUUCCGAGCUUGCAUCUGACUUAACGCAGUACGAAAACCACCGCACUGAGAGUGAUUUUGCGAAUGCGCGUGUGCUAAAGCUAGCGUUGUUUUACUUUGUAAACAACUUUGGCUUUCUGUUCUACGUAGCAUUUAAAUCUCGCGAUAUGGCUCUGUUGGAACAAACUCUGAGCUCGCUACUGAUCACGCGACAGCUUUUGGGAAAUUUGCAAGAGCAACUUAUGCCCUAUAUGAGCAAACAAUCGUCACUUAAGGCUGAAGAAGGAAGGUUGGUGCAUGAAACCCACAACACUGACGCUAUAUUUAAUAAGGUUGACGCAGAGCUGCUUUUCCCUACCUAUGAUGGCACAUUUGAUGAUUACUUGGAGAUGUUUGUGCAGUUUGGGCAAGUAACACUGUUUGCAGCGGCAUACCCUCUUGCCUCACUUUGGAGCCUGUGCAACAACGUUAUGGAGAUUCGAAGUGACGGCUUCAAACUUUGCGUGAGUUUUCGUCGAUGCCAUCGAACUUCUACCCAAGGCAUUGGUACAUGGUAUUAUGCCUUUAGUGCGCUAGGCUACCUGUCAGUAAUGACAAACUGCGCGAUUUUCGGGCUGCAUUCGGGAUUUCUGAACAGGCUUUUUCCAAAAAUGUCAUUUGCCGGGCUGUUGGUGGUAGUCGCUAUGAUGGAACACGCUAUGGUGGCCGUCAAGAUGUGCGUGGAAAUGUUCGUACCGGACAAGACUGCUGCUGUAGUUGAAGCGCAGCGUAUAAAGCGUGCUUGGCUCCGCAAGAAGGCCUCUCUUCAAGUAGAACUGUCGUCUCGCCAAUUGUUACAGUCUCGUGCGUCUUUGGAUGGCAAGAAUGAAGGAGAGCAUGUGUCUAUAUUGCAAGAAACAGAUGCCGUUACGGAUGUGAAGGAGUGGCUGAGUCAUGAAAAGGAGCGUCGAGUGAAGCUGGAGCGUGAAUUGAAGAUUCUAAAUGAAUUGUACAUGGGUUGGAUCCGUGAGGAACAAAUGAAGCGAAAGAAAACCGAGGACAAGUUGGCGCAACUGAUGGAGAAAGUAAAGGAAGACCCGUUACAUUAUAUGAAUGCACCCAAGGAGAAGGAAGAUGUCAAUGAACACCUGUGGGAUUAA
Peronospora belbahrii is the source of this 2364-nucleotide messenger RNA. Lineage: Eukaryota; Oomycota; Peronosporomycetes; Peronosporales; Peronosporaceae. The record is from the annotation of a GenBank genome assembly.